AUGAUCACCGGGCGGGAAAUGCGAUUGCCUUCGGACGCCUCACUACCCGCUCCGAACCCCGAGCCGCUGUACGCCACCCCCUUUAUACGUCGCCUCCAGUCCAGCAUUGAACGGGGUCACCGACUGGCCAGACUGCACUUGCAAGCUGCCCAACGAUACCAAAAGGCGUACUUCAACCACCGUGCCAACCAAGCAACAUAUCGACCCGGCGAGCGAGUGUGGUUAUCAGAGCCCGCAGCCCCGGGCGGUGUCCCGACUAAACUACACCGACAGUGGAAAGGCCCCUUUGUGGUUCAGGAAGUCCUCUCGGACAGAACCGUGCGACUCACCCUGCCCAGCCGCCCCCAGUGGUCCACUGUUGUGCACAUCAACCGACUGAAGCCAGGAAACCACAUCACUGACAGCGCUGAGGACAGCGCCAUUCUACGAGGGGUGUGUGUGUAA
Molecule: messenger RNA, 444 nt
Organism: Echinostoma caproni
Lineage: Eukaryota; Metazoa; Platyhelminthes; Trematoda; Plagiorchiida; Echinostomatidae
Source: the annotation of a GenBank genome assembly